AUGGCUGUGAAAUUAAAUGAACUCGGUCAGGACGACUAUGUAAUCUUGGAAAGGCGGUCCCAUCUCGGUGGUACAUGGUACGAUAAUCGAUAUCCAGGUUGUGCAUGUGACAUUCCAUCAACAUUGUAUUCAUUUUCGUUUGAACCCAAUCCAAACUGGUCCCAUUUCUUCGCUCGUCAAGCAGAGAUUGAAGCAUACCUAGAAUAUUGUGCAGAUAAAUAUCAUGUUCGUCAGCAUAUUCAAUUCGAGACCACUGUUAUUGAUUGUAAGUGGCUGGAUGAUCGACAACUUUGGCAAGUAACCGUACAGUCGAACGAUCAAGAGAAACAUUUCUUCGGUCGAACUCUGGUAUCGGGUUGUGGCGGUCUGUCAAAUGCGUCAUUUCCUACCAAUAUUCCUGGUAUUGAUUCUUUUGAAGGAAAAAUGUGUCAUUCAGCUCAAUGGGACACGAAAAUCGAUUUCAACAAAAAACGUGUAGCUGUCGUAGGAACUGGCGCAAGUGCCAUACAGAUAGUGCCAGAAAUCUACAAGAUGAAUACAUCUGAACUGAUCGUUUUUCAACGUACACCACCGUGGAUAAUUCCACGCAUUGACCGACAAGUGACACAAUGGGAAAAACGACUCUUUGCACGAUUUCCGAGCUUGCAAAAACUGAUUCGUGGUAUCAUAUAUUGGGCAGCUGAAUCGGCUGUACUCUCUUUUGUCUAUCGUUGGCCCACUCGGCACGUUUUUCAAGCGCUGGUACAUUUUAACCUUAAGCAACAAGUCAAAGAUGAAGUAUUUCGGAAGAAACUCACACCAACAUGGGAUCUUGGCUGUAAACGAGUGCUCAUAUCGAAUGAUUGGUAUUCAACAUUACAAAAGCAAAAUGUAACAGUUGUGACCGAUCAAAUUCGAGAAGUGAAACAGCAUUCAAUAGUUACUUCCGACAACGUUGAAUAUCCAGUUGACAUAAUAAUUUGGGCUACUGGAUUUCAAGUGCAAAAAAUUCCGUUGUCCAUGAUGGGAAUGAAUGGACGUUCACUUCACGAACAAUGGCGAGAAACUAUGCAGGCAUAUCGCGGAGUAACAGUGGUCAACUUUCCAAAUUUGUUUUUUUUACUAGGCCCUAAUUCGGCCAUUGGUCACAAUUCCGGUGUAUUUCUUAUCGAAACUCAGUUAAAUUACAUUGUUGAAGCGCUUGUUUUCAUGAGUCAGAAUGGGAUUAAAUCGAUUUCAGUCAAACAAAAUGUUCAUGAUCGAUACAACAAAGAACUACAAGCAAAACUAAAGACAACAGUUUGGCAACUCGGCGGAUGUCAUUCUUGGUAUCAAGACGCUAAAGGAAAUAAUAAUACAGUGUGGCCAGGUUUUACCUGGACUUACUAUUUGCUGCUGCGAAAUUUCGAUUACAAUAACUAUAAUAUAUACUGA
Messenger RNA from Rotaria socialis, 1413 nucleotides. Lineage: Eukaryota; Metazoa; Rotifera; Eurotatoria; Philodinida; Philodinidae. The record is from the annotation of a GenBank genome assembly.